This is a messenger RNA of Aureobasidium namibiae CBS 147.97, 1275 nucleotides long. RefSeq lists its product as uncharacterized. Lineage: Eukaryota; Fungi; Ascomycota; Dothideomycetes; Dothideales; Saccotheciaceae. Bases 1 to 1275 code for a protein of 424 amino acids. The transcript has a single exon. Gene Ontology annotation, biological process: carbohydrate metabolic process. The record is from RefSeq and is a predicted model, not a curated record.
AUGCAUCAUAUCAAAGAGGCUUUCGAGCAUCUGAAAGCUAGAAACGGUCCUGGCCAACAGCCUCCCCACCAGGAUCAUCAAGGUGGUGGGUUCCCGGGCAGCCAGGUCCAGCAACCCACCCAACCUCAACAACCCCUGCCUCCACAGGUACCUCCGGGUCAUCACAAGCACAGCCCACUGUCCGGAACGACUCAAGGCGCGAUCGAUGUAUUCAUGGCUUCCAAGCAGCCGAACGGCGAGAUCGGCGGCAUAGGAUAUUGGCAGACGGCCAACGGCUACACGUGCAUUGCUCUGAGAGAUGCUUGGUCUGGAAGCAAUCGCAAUGCCACACUGCUCCGUGACCGACUAUCGACAGUAGAGAGCCAUCACAAGCAUUUCAUCAAUGAAUUCAAUGACGAUACCCUGUGGUGGGGUAACUGUCUACUCGAUGCUUAUAUGACCAACCCGGAUCCUUACUACCUCGAGAAUGCUCGCAAAAUCUGGCAGCAUGUCAAACGUAGUAUGUUGUUGCCAGGUCAAGCCAAGGUGAGAGAUAUGGACAUGGCUGGCGCGGUCAUGUGGACCACUCGGCAAAACGAAGAACAAGUCAACGCUAUCACUACCGGUCUCUUCUCUGAGCUCUCUGCUCGCCUGGCUUUACUCCAGAAGCCAAGUCGGGAGACUGCAGAAAUGCUCGAUGUGGCUGAGAAGAGUUUCGCUUGGAUUGAACGCUGCCGUUACCGCUCGAAUGAGUGCAUUGUGCUCGACACGAUCAAGCUGAGGUCGCAAGAAUGCGUCGACUGGACAUUCACCUACUGCACCGGACAGGCUAUAGCUGCAGCCACUGCAAUCUUCGCAGCAUUCAGCUUUGGUCAUCAGAGCACGCAUAGCAACAAGUCGCCACACGAGUACCUCUCGCUAGCAUGUGCCAUGGCGCGUAAAGCAAUCUGUCGUAAUGGUUGGGUUGAGCAAGACGGUACAUUGACCGAACAUGGCGCUUAUGGAAAAGGCAACCACGAGCCGUGGAAGAACGAUGAUGCCGUUGGCUUCAAGUCUGUCUUGCUGCGCAGUCUGGCCAAGCUGCUCAAAGUCCUACGUGACACCAACCAAGAGCCAGAUCUGCAGCGUCAGUUGACCGAGUUCAUAAAGAAACAAUUCGACAGUCUGCAGCAGCGCAACACGAACGGGAACCAUCAAUAUGGUCCAUGGUGGGCAGGACCUAUGGAGAUGCCGACGAGCCAUAGUCAGAUGGCAGCGCUGGAUGUUAUGGCGGCUAUUCAUCUUGCUCAGCAAUGA